This is a messenger RNA of Diceros bicornis minor, 3577 nucleotides long. It is a transcript of the gene MCHR2, whose product is annotated as melanin concentrating hormone receptor 2. Gene Ontology annotation, molecular function: G protein-coupled receptor activity; neuropeptide binding. The record is from RefSeq and is a predicted model, not a curated record. The transcript has 6 exons. The coding region runs from base 195 to 1217 and encodes 340 amino acids. Gene Ontology annotation, cellular component: neuron projection; membrane. Gene Ontology annotation, biological process: neuropeptide signaling pathway. Lineage: Eukaryota; Metazoa; Chordata; Mammalia; Perissodactyla; Rhinocerotidae.
UCCCGAUCCAGACCCUCCCACCCCUCCCCACCUUCCUGCAGCUGGAACCAGCUGCGCGCGGUUAUGCGACGAGGGCUCGUUGGCUAGGUCUGCAGUCCCGAAGAGAAGAGGGGCGUCCGUGCCGCUUGCCGCCGGGUCACUCCACAGAGGGAGGACAGUGAGCACUCAGCUUUAACCACUGGAGUUCAUGAACAAUGAAUUCACUUCACUCAUCCUGUUGGAACACCUCUGCUGAGCUUUUGAACAAGUCCUGGAAUAAAGAGUUUGCUUAUCAAGCCCUGAGCAUUGUGGAUACAGUCAUCCUCCCUUCCAUGAUUGGAAUUAUCUGUUCAAUGGGGCUGGUUGGCAACAUCCUCAUUGUAUCCACUAUAAUAAGGUCCAGGAAAAAAACGAUUCCUGACAUUUAUAUCUGCAACCUGGCUGUGGCUGAUCUGGUCCACAUAAUUGGAAUGCCUUUUCUUAUUCACCAGUGGGCCCGAGGAGGAGAAUGGGUGUUUGGGGGGCCUCUCUGCACCAUCAUCACAUCCCUGGACACUUGCAACCAGUUUGCCUGUAGUGCCAUCAUGACUGUAAUGAGUGUGGACAGGUACUUGGCUCUCGUCCAACCAUUUCGACUGACGAGUUGGAGAACGAGGUACAAGACCAUUCGCAUCAAUUUGGGACUUUGGGCGGCUUCCUUUAUUCUGGCAUUGCCUGUCUGGCUCUACUCGAAGGUCAUCAAAUUUAAAGACGGCAUCGAGAGUUGUGCUUUUGAUUUAACAUCCCCCGACGAUGUACUCUGGUAUACACUUUAUUUGACGAUAACAACAUUUUUUUUCCCUUUGCCCUUGAUUUUGGUGUGCUAUAUUUUAAUUUUAUGCUCUACUUGGGAGAUGUAUCAACAGAAUAAAGAUGCCAGAUGUUACAAUCCCAGCGUUCCCAGGCGGAGAGUCAUGAAGCUGACAAAGAUGGUGCUGGUGCUGGUGGCAGUCUUUGUCCUGAGUGCAGCCCCCUAUCACGUGAUCCAGCUGGUGAACUUACAGAAGGAGCAGCCCACACUGGCUUUCUAUGUGGGCUAUUACCUCUCCGUCUGUCUCAGCUAUGCCAGUAGCAGCAUUAACCCUUUUCUCUACAUCCUGCUGAGUGGAAAUUUCCGGAAACGCCUACCUCGAGUGCAGAAAAGAGUGACUGAGAAGGAAAUCAACAACAUGGAAAACACCUUGAAGUCGAGCUUCUAGGAGAGUACACGGAUCAUCAAAAGUCUAGACAGGCUUGUCUAUGUUAUUGGUAUUAUUAGAAAGGGUGGGUGAAAUGAUGUGCUUGUGUCCAUUCUUCUUGUGUACUUGUGACUCUUAGUGGCAUGGCAGAGAAGUGUAACCAUUCACGUGCAAUGAGUUUAGUAUGCUAAUUUUAGUAAAACGUGAAAUACUUAUCUGUACUGGGAGAGGGAGUGGGAUAAUCUAAGACACUUGAACUCCGUGGUUGUGGACAUUAUCUCAGCAUGUUAUAAACUAGUCACUGAUAAAAAUGGCCAUCCAGGGCCAGCCCCAGUGGCCUAGUGGUUAAGUUGGGUACGUUCCACUUCAGCAGCCUGGGUUCAGUUCCUGGGCACAGACUUACACCAUUUGUCUGUCAGUGGCCAUGCUGUGGCAGCAGCUCAUAUACAAAAAGGGGAAGAUUGGCAGCAGAUGUUAGCUCAGGGCGAAUCUUCCUCAGCAAAAAGAAAUGGCUAUCCAUGAUCAUUGACUGAAAACUUACCAAGGAAUCUGACCUUGCCAUCCACUCUGUGGCCUCGUGCCCUUGAGGUUCCUAAAAGGGGACCACUUGACAAUGAGAUCUGAAAUUUGGCCAUUUUUAUCUACAAAAAUGUCAAUUUCAUAUAGUCCCAUCUAAUGCCUUCAAUAAUCAGCUCCACCUGUUAGCAUAACACUUACCAUGUAUUGAACACGUGCAACAUGUAAGAUUACAUGUAACAAACCUAUGAGGUAAGCAUUACCUCACGUUGCUAAGGCUCAUAAAGGUUAAGUGAUAGGCCUAAUGCUGCACAGCUACGUGAGAGCUGGGCUAAAAUCCAAUUCUGCCUGUUUCUGUCUUUUUACUGCAACGCCUUGGCAACCUGUACUUAUCAUACUGGAGAGAGCCAAUAAUUUGGAGGGGUUUUUUUUUGGUUUCUCCUACAGCCCCACAAAGAGAGAACGAAAGUCUGCAAGAAAUGAGUUGAUGGUAUAAGCAUAUUCUUUUGCAUUUAGCUUUGUUCUCAUGCCUAUGAAUUAUAGAAACCAGCAUCUGCAUUUUAAUAAUAGUAUUCUUCAGGAUGUUAAGCAUACGCUUAGACACAUUCUAUUUAGGUUAAGUACAUGUUUGUUCAAGGGUACAAAAAGUAAUUAGCCCUUAAAUUCAUAGCUGUUCAUUAUAUCUAUCUUUUCCUCUUUUGGAUUGUAUAAAACAUGCACUUUGAUAUAGUGAGGAAAGAAAAAAAAAUGUUCUUAAAUCCUAUAUUCUCAAAAAAGGUAAAUAUUGUUAUUUUGUUUGUGAAUAAAAUCUGUAAACCCACCUCCUUCAUCUAAAUACAUAAAACCACUUGCUCCGUGGACAUCUGAAACUGAUUUUUAAUCAGCCCUUUAUAUAAAAAGUCACAGAGACCAGCUUUUUUAACAACCUGAUCUCCAUUUUUAUAUCUCAAUUGUCAAGACACAUGACUUUUAACCCAAUGUAUUUGGUUCUAGAUCUUUUAGAGACCAUUUUGGAACAAGGUCAUAUCUAAAUGCAGAUCUGGACAAAAGGUCAUGUAAACAAUGUGAGAACUGCAAACUGAGACAGGUCACCUCUGAGAUAUUUUAGUUCUGUAACUGAAGUCUGGAGAGCUACACACACAGACUGGAUGCUCAUUUACAAUUUCAAUCAAAAGCCAUGUCGUGGCUACAAUUCUAGGGGUCCUUCAUUCUCAUUUCUCUAAGGUGCAACAGUCAGGGUUCUUCACUGAACCCUGACAUCCGAAGACCCUACACAAUGAGUCAUAAACAGAUGUUAUCAUUUGAUAAUUGAAGAGAAAUUCAAGAUUUAACUUACAUUGUCUUUUCUAAUACAGAAAGUAUUGUGAUUUUAAAGAUUUAAACGGUUUUAAAUCAACAGACAUUUUUCUAAAAGCAUUUCCAAUAGGCCUCAACUAUUUCCAAUAUAUAAAUUGGUCAGUGAAUUAUUUUAAUUUAUGUUUAUUAAGAGUUGUAAAGAACUUUAGCAUCUAAUCAAAGGACAAAAUAAAAAGGGUGACUAUUAAAUUCAUUUUUGUGCCUUUAUAUAGCUUUUCUAUGCAUAAACAUAUAUAUACGCAGAUUUGCAGAGGUGGUUUGACAGAGAUUCUCUAUGUGUUUUGUAUUUUUGCCCAUGAUAUGUACACAUGUUUACUUAUAAGAGAAGUUAAUGAUCAGUUUCACAUAUCUAAUUAAUGCUUGAGUAUUUGUCAUUACAUAAAAUCAUAAAAUCGUUAUAAUCCUAACUGUAUCUCUCCUCUAUGCUUAUUCAAUUUUAGGUGCCUCAUUUAAAUUUUGAUUGAUUGAUAUAAAUCAAUGAAUAAAAAUUGCUUGUAUAUUAACUUACU